Leptonychotes weddellii (Weddell seal) is the source of this 1702-nucleotide messenger RNA. The record is from RefSeq and is a predicted model, not a curated record. NCBI's taxonomy places the organism in Eukaryota, Metazoa, Chordata, Mammalia, Carnivora, Phocidae.
UGGCUCUAGCUCUAAUGUUCCUGAGAGCAUUCCAGAACACUGUAGAGAAGGAGUUCUGCUGUGGCUUCUGGAAUCGAGCUGGCAGAGGGCGUCCUAUGGAAAGCAACGUCUAAGAGGGACUUGUAAAUUACACAUCAAUCCAUCGGUCAUAAAUGGGCUCAGAAACUACUUGUUCAUUUCAGAAUAGGCUUUAUCCCUUUAGAAAAGCCUGUUGUCCAUGUGCUUUGCACACGCUCUUUGGAUGCAAUCAGGGAGGCCAGUUACUUCACUUGCCAAUUACUCGGGCAGAUUGCUGAAUUUCUGAUGCCAAUCACUGAAUCACAACAGCUGACCCAAUGACCACUUAUCAGUUCUGUCAUCUUCUCCUUCCAGAUCGUUCUCUGGGGCCGGACUGAGAAAUGCCUGAAGGAGACGACAGAGGAGAUUCGGCAGAUGGGCACCGAGUGCCACUACUUCAUCUGUGACGUGGGCAACCGGGAGGAGGUAUACCAGACGGCCAAAGCUGUCCGGGAGAAGGUGGGCGAUAUCACCAUCCUGGUGAACAAUGCUGCCGUGGUCCACGGGAAAAGCCUCAUGGACAGUGACGAUGACGCCCUUCUCAAGUCACAGCACAUCAACACCCUGGGCCAGUUCUGGACCACCAAGGCCUUCUUGCCGCGGAUGCUGGAGCUGCAGAACGGCCACAUCGUGUGUCUCAACUCCGUGCUGGCACUCUCCGCCAUUCCCGGCGCCAUCGACUACUGCACGUCCAAAGCCUCGGCCUUCGCCUUCAUGGAGAGCCUCACCCUGGGGCUGCUGGACUGUCCUGGAGUCAGCGCCACCACCGUGCUGCCCUUCCACACGAGCACCGAGAUGUUCCAGGGCAUGAGGGUCAGCCACAACAGCUACUUUAUAAACGCAGCUGCAUUUGACCCUCAGCAGCCCCGUGAGAGCGCUCUUGUUCCCAUUUCACAGACGUGGGAACUGAGGCUCAGAGGAGCGAAGUUACUUGCCCAGGGCCACACAGAGGGAAAUCGGCUGAACAUGCUUCUUCCACAAGUCUGGGCUGCCUCCGUGGGGGUUCCCCAACCUCUUCCCGCCGCUGAAGCCGGAGACGGUGGCCCGGAGGACGGUGGAAGCCGUGCAGCUCAAUCAGGCCCUGCUCCUCCUCCCGUGGACCAUGCAUGCCCUCAUUAUCUUGAAAAGCAUACUCCCACAGGCCGCACUGGAGGAGAUCUACAAAUUCUCAGGAACCUACACCUGCAUGAACACUUUCAAAGGGCGGACAUAAAGGCCGGACGCAGAGACACGCUCGCAAGCCACGGAACCUGAGGGGGCCGCGGUGCUGGGCACACACCCACGCGCCUGUCCCUUGGCACACUUCUGCUGGGUGAGCAGGACUGCUCCUGGCCCCAGGAAGCAUCCGGGUGCCCCCCCCAGGCCAGCCCCAGGACCUUUGCACAGGACUGACGGGUGUAACUCUGACCCCCAUGGGGAGGCGAGAAACCAGCCAGCAGCCACCUUGACACUUUGAUACAUUUCUAAUUCUGUAGAGUUUAUUGUUAAAUUGCUUCUCGAGUCUAACCAGCCUUAGCAGUGUGCCUAGACUGUUGCCAGGAGGGUCUAUACCCAGAUGCUCUCUUCUUUCCGAAAUCCACCCAUCCUCAGCUUGUGCAAACUGGUUGAAUGGCAGGAAUGAAAAAUAAAGAGAUGGUUUUUGUGA